GGGCACUCCACUUCAUACAGCUCCUGCUGAAUGGGUUUGUCUCUUUCAGUCUGGCGGGCUGCAGGCGGAAGCGAGGUUGGGAGAGCGCGAGCGUCUCAGGAGACAGAGGGCGGAGUCACACAGGGGCCCUGUCCAAUGGGCAGGGACCGUGGCCGGAGCUCCUGCCCUGGAGCACGCGCAGUAGUUGCCUAGUUGUUGUGCGCGGGACGUACGGAAAAGUAGCGGGGUUCGGAAGGAGAAGAGGCAAAAAUUCUGAGACACGAACAAGUGUAAACAAUGGAUGAUGACUUCACUAUUUCCCUCACACCCCCAUGCCUCACUGAAAGCUUAGAGAUGGCGAUGGAAGUGGAAAAGGAGAACUCCAGACCCCCUUGUUUUUCCUGUACUUUAGACAAUCGAGAUGGAGGGAGAAACUUUUCUGUAGAGUCUCAUCUAGCAAGUGGGUCUCUUAAGAGGCUUUUGCUGAGGCUGGAUCCUUCUCCAACUGACUAUGAAGAAGAUACAGUGGAAAUAUUUGGCUUUCAUUGGGUUACUGAAAUUGCUUUAGUUGAGUCCUGUAGACUUCUCUUUGGUUUACUUAGGCAACACAUACACAAAUUGGAAAACCUAGUACAGAUGAGUUCAUCAGACUUUGGUCAGGCUGCAAACCUGCACUCGGAAGCAGGCAACAUCAGACACGAGUGUAUUGUAUUUCUGCAUUAUGUGAAGGUGUUCAUUUUCAGAUACCUGGAAUCACACAAAACAGAGGAUGACGGGCUACUUCAUCCAUAUGAAGAACUGGAAGUCCAGCUCCCUUCAGUGCUGGUUGAGGAGCUUCAUGCCUUGACCUUACAUAUUGGACAUCUGUAUGAACUCCCAAGUAGUAUCCUGGGAGCAUUUACCAUUCAACAUCAGGCAAAGCUGUUUCCUCCAUCGUGGCAUUUACUGCAUCUCCACUUGGAUAUCCAUUGGCUAGUGCUGGAAAUUCUUCAUGUCCUAAGCGAGAAGAUGCUGCGACAAAUUGUGUAUGCUCACCAAUUUAUGAAUCUAACAGGAGAAAAUUUAACCAAUAUCAGUUUAUUUGAAGCACACUGUGGAAACCUCUUCUGUGAUUUGAUAAACUUGUCAAUCAACAAAUAUACAAAGGUUAGACCAUCAGAGGCUUUAACUAGUCACCACUACCCCUGUAGCUGCAUUAAGGAAUUAUGGGUUCUGCUUAUUCAUCUGCUGGACCACAGAAACAAAGGGUCUCAUACAGAGUCUUUUUGGAGCUGGGUGAAUAAAUUCCUAAAGAAGGUCUUUGAAAGACCCAGUACUGCAGAAGGGAUGUCUGUUUUUGAGCCAGUGCAGUGCAAAGAUCCAUUAAGUUUUAGCUGGUGGAUUAUUACUCAUCUGGCAUCACUUUACCAGUUUGACCGUAACGGAAAUGUAGAGGAAAAGAAACAAGUAGAAUCCAAUUGGAAUUUUGUGGAAGAACUGCUGAAAAGGUCCACUGAUGCUCAAGCUGCUGUGUUAGAGGAACAGGUACGAAUGCAUCUUCAGUGCUGUUUGACUCUGUGUAGCUUCUGGAACUUGAAUCUACCUACUGUCACCAUACUCUGGGAGUAUUACAGCAAGAAUCUGAAUAGUUCCUUCACCAUUCCGUGGCUUGGUCUGAAGGGUCUAGCAAGUGUUAGUAAAACUCCUUUGUCUAUGCUCAAAUUGGUGAAAAGCUGUUGUUCUGACCAGCAGAGCCCUGACCUGUAUAAGUCCAGCAACAGUUACCUAAUUUUUCUCUGUAUUUUGGCACAAAUGAUGAAAGAAGCAAUGGAGAGCAAUGUAACCCAUCCUUGGAAACAAAUUAAAGGAAGAAUUUAUUCCAAGUUCCAUCAGAAAAGAAUGCGAGAGCUGACAGAGGUGGGGCUGCAGAACUUCUUUAAUCUUUUCCUUGUGUUAGCGGCUGUUGCAGAGACAGAGGACAUUGCAAGUCGGGUGUUGGAUCUCCUGAAUUUUCUUAGCCCAACCUCCAUUAGCACAUCUCAGAGAGCUCUCAUUUGGAGAGGCUACUUUGCCUUCCUUUUAAUGUAUAUUGAGAAGAACAUGGACAUCAGCAUUCUAGCUGAGAAACUUUCACAUGCUUUCUGUGAAAAGGCAAAGGAGUUUUUGGUAACUAAGAAUGACCACACACACAAACAAAAUCUCUGGACACCACUCUCCACUUACAUUGAUGGUGUUCAAGAAGUGUUUGAAACCAGCUGGAACUUGAACCUUUCCCAGGAAAAGUUGUUGAACGAUGGAUUUAGUAUGUUGCUCCCAGCUUGUCGAGGAACUGAACUCAACAUGGUCCUAAACUUUCUGCAGGAUGUUCUGUCCAGGCUCAGGCAUUGUGGCAAAGUGAGUCUUAAGAGAAGGUUUUGGCAGGAGGCAAGGAGUGUGCACAAACGUAUGAUCCAGGGACCUCAGCUAGGGAAAACAGGCCCAAACACACAACUUCCAUUAGUGACUAAAGAGCACCACCUUCCUGUUGCCAGUGCUCUCUGGAGAAAUUUUUUCCCCUUCUUGAAGAGCCAAAGGAUGUCACAGACACUGCCUCCUCCACAGCUUGCAGAUACAGCUGCAGGUUUUACUCUGUUAGCUUUGGACAUGCCCUGUACAGCUCCAUCAGAUCUCCAACCACAGCCUGUUUUAGCAAUGAUGCAGUUGUUUGGAUGGGAUGAUAUGGUGUGUCCCCAGCUGGUAUCAAGAUAUCUCAGUCAUCUAAUACAAAACAGCACAUUGUCUGAAGCUUUUUCUGGUAUGGGACAUACAUCCUAUGAAGCCUUGUCAGUACGUUCUUGGUUUCGAUGCAUUUUACAAAUGUACAUUGAUCAGCCUGCUGGUACAUUGACCAGGACAGAUGCUGAGCGAACAGUUGGGAAAGUUUAUGUGGAGCAGCUGACUGAAAUGACAAGGUUGGUUUUUAAACUCUCAGAAAUAGAAAACAUCUUCUCAAAGGCACAUUUUGAUGAGUCCGUCUUCAAGCAAGACCCUAAGAAUGCUCUUGUUCAAUUCAUUAAGGCUGUUGGUGUAACUUACAGCGGCCUUCAGACUGUAGCUGAGAAAUCUGCCAUGGUAACAAAGACUUUGGAAUAUCUAGGUGACGUGGUAAAAUAUGUAAAACCUUAUUUGCAGAAGAAAGGACCUGCUGAAGGCCUGCAGCUCACUUACUCGAUUAUAGGAGGCCUUGUAAAGUUCUGGGCACCAAUACUGGCAACUUCCAAAGCACAACAGCUUUUGUUCCGCAUCAUAGAUAGCUUGCUAUUGCCACUUGUCGUGUUUCAGCAAGACAAAGAGCUGCCUGCCGUUAUGCUGUCUGCCAUUCGGGAAAAUCUUCCUCUUUAUCUUCAGGGCUUGUCCUUUAUAUGCUGUCAGUCCCAAACUCAAGGUGCCUAUUUGAACCAACUGCUAGGAAGCGUUAUUCAGCAGUAUUUUGGGCGCUUUCUCCCUCCUUCACCAAAUUCUCCAGGAAUUGGACAGCAUCCCAUGCUGCUGGCAUUAUGCAAUUCUAUUACCGUCCCACAGACCUUACAUCUGCGGAAGACCACUGCGCAUGUCAUAAAGGAAAACUACCUCCAGUUCAAAGGUAACUCCCCUCCUCCUCGCCUGGCCUCAGUUCUGGCUUUCAUCCUUCAAGUAUUUCAAAGAACAAAGAGCACUGAAGUAUGUGACAUUGAGUUGUUUCUCCCUGCUGUGUUGAAAUGCAUGGUGUUAGUUAAUGAAACACAAGUUAAAAAACUAUCUAGUGAGAUUCUGCAGUAUAUGGUAGAAGGCUGCCAAGCAGGUUUGGGAAGAGAACCUGCCACCCAACUGACUUCUGUGUUUAGGCAGUUUAUCCAGGACUAUACCACCGUAUAUGAUCAUCAGGUUUACAGCAUCCUGGAAGUAGUGGCAGUCUUGGCUCAGCCCCUAGUUAUCAGUCUGAUUCCAACAAUCACACAGUCCCUGAAGGAUUCAGAGCACAAACAAGGGCUUGGCAGAAACACUGCGCAAAGGUACACUUUGUAUUAUUAUUGCUUUUUGUCAGUGAACCACAGAGGUGUAUUCUCUUGGUGGAUGGCAACUUUAGACUGCAGCACAGAUUUCAUGUAACUGAUGUGUAAGUAC
This is a messenger RNA of Chelonoidis abingdonii (Abingdon island giant tortoise), 4101 nucleotides long. Lineage: Eukaryota; Metazoa; Chordata; Testudines; Testudinidae. The record is from RefSeq and is a predicted model, not a curated record.